This is a messenger RNA of Dromiciops gliroides (monito del monte), 939 nucleotides long. RefSeq names its product olfactory receptor 4S2-like. NCBI's taxonomy places the organism in Eukaryota, Metazoa, Chordata, Mammalia, Microbiotheria, Microbiotheriidae. Gene Ontology annotation, biological process: G protein-coupled receptor signaling pathway. Gene Ontology annotation, molecular function: G protein-coupled receptor activity; olfactory receptor activity. The record is from RefSeq and is a predicted model, not a curated record. Gene Ontology annotation, cellular component: membrane. Bases 1 to 939 code for a protein of 312 amino acids. The transcript has 2 exons.
AUGGAAACUAGCAUCAAUGUCACAGAAUUUAUCCUGACAGGUCUGUCCCAGAACAAGGAGGUGCAGCAAGUAUGCUUCUUACUCUUCUUAUUUUUUUACACAGUCAUCAUCUUGGGGAACUUUCUUAUCAUCUUGACCAUCAUGAGCAGCCCAAAUCUCAGUUCUCCCAUGUACUUCUUCCUCAGUUUCUUAUCUUUUGUUGACAUUUGCUACUCUUCUGUCACUGCUCCAAAGCUUAUCUUGGACUUCCAAGCCAAGGUCAAGACCAUCUCCUUUGUAGGGUGCAUGACUCAGCUCUUUGGGGUCCAUUUCUUAGGCUGCACUGAGAUCUUCAUCCUCACAGUAAUGGCCUAUGACAGGUAUGUGGCCAUCUGUAAGCCCCUGCACUAUACAACUAUUAUGGACCAGAGGGUCUGCACCAUAUUGAUGGUGAGUUCUUGGGUGGGGGGCUUCAUUCAUUCUCUUAUACAGACCCUUCUCACUGUCUGGCUGCCCUUCUGUGGUCCCAACCUGAUUGAUCAUUACUUUUGUGAUGUCCAUCCCCUCUUGAAGCUGGCCUGCACCGACACUUAUGUGGUGGGCGUCAUUGUGGUGGCUAAUAGUGGCAUGAUAUCCUUGAGCUGCUUCAUCAUUCUUGUGGGCUCCUAUGCCGUCAUACUGCUCUCCCUCAGGACCCGCUCCUCAGAGGGGAGGCGGAAGGCCCUCUCCACCUGUGCUUCCCAUGUCAUUGUGGUAAUUUUGUUCUUUGCACCCUGCAUCUUCAUUUACAUGCGGCCCUCAACCACCUUCACAGAAGAUAAGAUGGUGGCUGUGUUCUAUACCAUCAUAACCCCCAUGUUGAACCCACUGAUCUAUACUCUGAGGAAUGCGGAUGUGAAGAAUGCCAUGAAGAAGUGGUGGCGCAAGAAAGUGAUGGGAGAGACAAGUACAAAACCCUAA